AGCGGCGACAACAUUGUUUCGUGUUAUUCUGCUUUACGAUCGAUAGCUUCCUUUGCUUGGUCGGGGCGGCAGCGGAGCGGCGGAGUGGCGUGGACCUCAUGUAGAAAUGACAACAAUGGAAGGGGCCAGCGGGUCGAGUUUUGGAAUAGACACGAUUUUGUCCAGUGCCAGUUCGGGCAGCCCCGGCAUGAUGAAUGGAGAUUUCCGCCCGCUCGGCGAGGCCAGGACCGCGGAUUUUAGGAGUCAGGCCACUCCGUCUCCCUGUUCGGAGAUUGAUACUGUAGGAACAGCGCCUUCCUCUCCUAUCUCGGUCGCCAUGGAGCCCCCGGAACCGCAUGUGAUAGCGGACGGCCCCCAGCAUCACCACCACCUCCACCACAGCCAACAGCCGCCGCCGCCAACCGCGGCCCCCACGCAAAGUUUGCAGCCUUCGCCGCAACCGCCGCCGCCGCAGCCACCCGCCCAGCAGCUGGGCUCGGCCGCCUCGGUCCCCAGGACUUCCACCUCUUCUUUUUUAAUUAAGGACAUCUUGGGCGACAGCAAACCUCUGGCGGCGUGUGCACCGUACAGCACCAGCGUCUCCUCUCCCCACCACACCCCGAAGCAGGAGAGCAACGCAGCACACGAGAGCUUCAGGCCAAAGCUCGAGCAGGAGGACAGCAAAACCAAACUCGACAAGCGGGAAGAGUCCCAGAGCGACAUCAAAUGCCACGGAACAAAGGAGGAAGGAGACCGGGAGAUUACGAGUAGCCGAGAGAGUCCCCCUGUGAGAGCCAAAAAACCUCGCAAAGCCAGGACGGCUUUCUCCGACCACCAACUCAAUCAACUGGAGCGUAGCUUUGAGCGACAGAAGUACCUGAGUGUGCAGGACCGCAUGGACCUGGCAGCUGCGCUCAAUCUCACUGACACCCAGGUCAAGACCUGGUACCAGAACCGCAGGACCAAGUGGAAGCGGCAGACUGCGGUGGGCCUGGAGCUGCUGGCCGAGGCAGGGAAUUACUCGGCACUGCAGAGGAUGUUUCCGUCGCCUUAUUUCUACCACCCAAGCUUGCUGGGCAGCAUGGACAGUACUACCGCCGCGGCGGCCGCCGCCGCCAUGUACAGCAGCAUGUACCGGACUCCUCCUGCACCCCAUCCCCAGCUGCAGCGGCCCCUGGUGCCCCGAGUGCUCAUCCACGGCCUGGGGCCUGGGGGACAGCCGGCCCUUAAUCCCCUGUCCAACCCCAUCCCAGGCACCCCGCAUCCCCGGUGAAGAGCAGGUCACUGUCCCUCCGUGUCCCCUCCCCGACCCGGACAGCUGCCCUUCCUCUCCCGGCACCAGGCUGUCCGGCCUCCCUUGCAGCCAACCGGGUAGCAAAGAAGUAAGAGAGGAAGACACUCACCAGCGGGUGGAGGGGGGGCCCAAAGAGGAGCCAGCCCUCCACUCUCCAUCUCCCCACCCCCAGAGACAGGGCUGGAAAGGUCCCCACGGGAGUGUGACUGGCGAAAACGCCGACUCCACACAAAGUGCGACCAGUAAGUGAAAACAUCAACAAAAACAAAACCUCAAGUUCUUUUUAAAAAAUGACUUUAGGGACAAGCAGGAGGGAGGGAGGGGGGUGGGGUAAGGAGGGAAGAAAGAAGGGCACGGAGAGGAAACCACACAGGCAGAGAGAAUUGUAGAUGAACAGCCUCAAAUUCCGAGGCAGAGGGCAUUGCCGUGGACAUUCCGACUGCCCCAGAGAAAAGAGGAGGGUAACUGAGAACUUUGCACUGAUUUCUCAUGACCUUUUUUCUUUUGGAAAAGUGGCAUGCUCCAUAAUAUGAAAAAAAAAUGUACAUUGGAAAGACUGAGUGAUAAGUGAUAUAUCAUAUUUAUUAUAUGUUGUCAAAAAAGUCACUUAUAUACAUUAGUAAAACAUGAUUUUUCUUUUCAUGUCUUUUUGAUUCAGUAAAAUAAAUGCUUAGACAAAAAUAUAGAAUUUUUUGUGAUUGAAAAUUACAGAAAUAAAGUUUAUCUUUUUUUAACAA
Molecule: messenger RNA, 2010 nt
Organism: Delphinapterus leucas (beluga whale)
Lineage: Eukaryota; Metazoa; Chordata; Mammalia; Artiodactyla; Monodontidae
Gene: BARHL2
Product: BarH like homeobox 2
Biological process (GO): regulation of DNA-templated transcription
Molecular function (GO): DNA binding; DNA-binding transcription factor activity, RNA polymerase II-specific
Source: RefSeq, a predicted model, not a curated record